Molecule: messenger RNA, 506 nt
Organism: Caenorhabditis elegans
Lineage: Eukaryota; Metazoa; Nematoda; Chromadorea; Rhabditida; Rhabditidae
Gene: F16B4.4
Product: Glycine-rich cell wall structural protein
Exons: 2
Coding region: 117-392 (91 amino acids)
Source: RefSeq, marked reviewed
CAUCGGAAAAUUACACAGUCUCUGUGAUAGUUGAAAAUGUGAAACCAAAAUUGAUAAGUCGAGUAUAAAAACAAAGAAGAUCCAUCUGCUGGCCAUCAUUCCGAUUUUGUUCAAUCAUGAAGGUUUUCGCAGUUCUUCUCGCUAUUGCCGCUGUUGUUGUUAAUGCUUAUCCAGGAGGUUACGGUAGACCUGCUGGAGGAUAUGGACCACCAUCCGGAGGUUACGGAGCUCCAGGAGGAUACAACAACCAAGGAGGUUUCGACGGAGGAUCCCAAUUUGGAGGUGACGGAGGCUUCCAACAAGGAGGCGGAUUCCAACAAGGAGGACAAUUCCAACAAGGAGGCUUCAACCAGGGAGGUGGAUUUGAUCAAGGACAAGGAUUCCAGGGAUAAAAGCAAUAUUAAUAGAAGUAUUUGAAUUUCGACAUGUUUAACAGUUUUGUUGGACCUUUUUUUCUUAAAUAAAUUGAUUUUGAAUGAAUAUUGAAUACCUACUUGUAAAAAAAA